This is a messenger RNA of Trichomonas vaginalis G3, 588 nucleotides long. RefSeq lists its product as uncharacterized. NCBI's taxonomy places the organism in Eukaryota, Parabasalia, Trichomonadida, Trichomonadidae. The coding region runs from base 1 to 588 and encodes 195 amino acids. The transcript has a single exon. The record is from RefSeq and is a predicted model, not a curated record.
AUGGAAGAACUUGCGGCAGCACUUCAAGGAGCGGGAGAUCCUGAAAAGUGCAUUGACACAAUUGCGCAAAAUAUGCCAGAAUUUGUGAAAAAUGAUGAAUUUCUCAAUAUGCCUGUUGAACUUAUAGAUAUUAUCUUACAAAAUCCACAUAUCAAUUUUCCAGAUCCAAUGCAAACAAGUGAAUUUUUCGUAAAAAUGUUCUCCAAAGGUAAGGAUACUGCUCAAUACUUUUCAGAUCAUGUUCCAAUUGAAAUAAUGACAAAAGAAAGUAUUAUCCCUUUAAUAGAAAAAUUGGAAUCACUUGGCCUACAAUUAGAAGCUAAAAGGUUCAAACGCAUUCUAAAUCUUCAUCAAAAAAUAGAACAAAAAGAAACAGAAGUUCAAUCAGCUUUACUAGAGUUAGAAACUAUUACUAAUAAAGUUACAGAAUGUAAUAAACAUCUUUGUGAGACAAGACCGGUUCUUGUUGGAAUGGAUGACGCAAUGCGUAUCAUGAAUGACGAAUUAGAAGCCCAACAGAAGCGUUUGGCAGCUACAGAGCGUGAGAUUAUUAAAUUACAAAAGAAAUCUCUCACCUCUCGCAAAUAA